AUUAAGAGUUUGAUAUUGUUUUCCCGCUCUUCUCUAACAAACUCCGACGGUGCCCAUUCCUUCCAAAGGUCGCUUCCAGCUCCGGCACCGAAACUAGAACCCGAAGAUGACUGUGAAACGGAUGCUUUACUGGAAACCGAGGCAAGAAUCGGCAAUAUACAGCCAUACAUUGAACGAAAUCUCAGAGUGUGUGAAGACUUUGAAUGGCGUGAAAGAAGGAACAUGUAGAACUAAUCUCACUUAUUACAGUCCCAAUUUACGUGACGAAUCAAAGCGUGCUGAAUUCCCUCGCCAUACUUUCGGAUUAUAUCCCUUGGGACAACCUAACAAAUAUUACUCGGUCAUUUUGGAACAUAACAUUGUUCUUGAGGCUGAUCCUUCCAUCUUCGUUAUCAUGAAUAAACUCCAAUCUUACAAUUCUACUGUUAUCCUUCAUUUUGAGGGUGUGCAGUAUAAAGCGGGUGACUUUCAGAUGAAACUGAUUAAAGUUCUUGGUCGUGAUACAAAUCUGAGAGGCAUUUUAGUGGAGAUUGAGUAUAUGCCUAUUUCUUCAAUUGAAAUAGCGAAGCAAAUUAUGGAAGAGUUCAUUGGAAUAUGGCGAGGAGUGGUGUCGACAAAAGCAUUACCCGGUGAAUUCAUUGGAAAAGAACCAAAUUUUGUGGAAUAUGGGCUUUCUGACAGUUACACUUGGCAACACACAGCUGUUCAGUAUGUUGAUGCAUUGCUCGAAUUAAUUCAUUCAUGGGGACUUUAGAUUGAAGCAUUUCCCUUCUCAUCAAAAAGCAACAUACAUGUUCUUCUGCUAGUAUUGUGUAUAGAAACCAAUCU
Molecule: messenger RNA, 828 nt
Organism: Lathyrus oleraceus (garden pea)
Lineage: Eukaryota; Viridiplantae; Streptophyta; Magnoliopsida; Fabales; Fabaceae
Product: mediator of RNA polymerase II transcription subunit 20a
Exons: 4
Coding region: 107-754 (215 amino acids)
Biological process (GO): regulation of transcription by RNA polymerase II
Cellular component (GO): mediator complex
Molecular function (GO): transcription coactivator activity
Source: RefSeq, a predicted model, not a curated record